UUUUUUGCAGAUGCAGAAGCGGAACUUUGAGGGUUUUUUUUGUAUUGACCGACUUCAAUACAAGAAGAAGAAGGAGCGGAUUUCACUUUUAGAUUUUUAUAUCUCGCUUCAGUUCGUGACAGAUCUGCUCAUCGACAUUGCAGGAUUAAAACGUGCGCGAGAGGAACCAAGAUGGUGAACAACUUCUCCGAGUGCGAGAGGUUUCAGAUGGCGCUGUUGCCCUCGGUGUACGGGGUGGAGUUCAUCGUGGCCCUGGCGGGAAACCUGUUUGCCCUGUGGCUCCUGGUGGUCAGAGGGAGGAGGAACUGGCACACCGGUGUCGUCUUGUCGUGUAACCUGGCCGUCAGCGACCUGCUCUACAUCCUCACGCUGCCUCUGCUCAUCGCCUACUAUUCGCUGGGGAAAAACUGGAUGUUCGGCGCCGCCGCCUGCAAAAUCGAGAGGUUCCUUUUCACGUGCAACCUCUACGCGAGCAUCUUCCUCAUCAUGGCGAUAAGCGUGAACCGGUGCGUGGCCCUCGCGUGGCCCUUCUUCGCCCGCUCCCACGUGAAGCCGGCCCACGCCAAAGCCGCCAGUGUCGGCAUCUGGAUUGUCGUCGGUUGCAUUUCCUGCCCCGCGUUGAAGUUCGCCUCCGUUUGCCAGAAUGCCCACACGAAGAAGGUCCUGUGCGUUUCCUUCUGCGACCAGAAUCCCGGAGACGAAGUCGCCCACUUCAAGUAUAAAGUGUUUCUGGCCGUGUUUGGCUGCCUCGUGCCCUUCGUGGUGACCUUCGUUUCGUACUGCGUGGUGAUCUGCACGGUGUGCAAAAGUGUCAGCAUAACCAGGCUGGAGAAACGCAAGGUGGCGCUGUUGGUAAUGUCCGUGAUUGCACUCUAUGCCGUGUCCUUCUUGCCCUACCACGUGUUUCAGAUGUAUCACUUGUAUCAGAGGAUCCAUGAUCUGUCCACGUCCGCCUGCUGGGUUUAUAACAUGUACCAAGUGUCAAAGGGCCUGGCCACGCUCAACAUGUGCAUCCACCCUGUCCUUUACAUGGCUUUGUUUGACAGUAUUAGAGUGGCUUGUUGUUGUUGUAGUAAAAACUCAAAGGACAACAACAGCAUAGUGAUGAGAAAGUAGAGCUGCACGUCCUUUUUAUAUUUUGAAAAAAUCUGUUAUUGACAUUUUUUUUGCCUUUUUUAACAUAA
Molecule: messenger RNA, 1184 nt
Organism: Solea solea (common sole)
Lineage: Eukaryota; Metazoa; Chordata; Actinopteri; Pleuronectiformes; Soleidae
Gene: p2ry11
Product: purinergic receptor P2Y11
Exons: 2
Coding region: 172-1116 (314 amino acids)
Biological process (GO): calcium-mediated signaling; G protein-coupled receptor signaling pathway; cellular response to ATP
Cellular component (GO): plasma membrane
Molecular function (GO): neurotransmitter receptor activity; G protein-coupled ATP receptor activity
Source: RefSeq, a predicted model, not a curated record